CCCCCCCCCCGCCCGCCAAACCUUGCCAUACCACCUAUCCCACCGACCACGCCCAUUUGGACACCGAGCACGCCCAUUUGGACACCGACCACGCCAACUCGGACACCGAUCACGCCCACUUGGACACCGAUCACGCCCACUAGGUCACCGACGCCCACUUGGACACCGACUACCAUCACUCGGACAACAACCAUGCCCACUCGGGCACCAACCAUGCCCAGUGUAGCUGAGAAUGCAACGCAAAGAGAGUCCCCAGAUGGUCAGAGUUUCCGGACCUCGGUGGACGAGAUGCCGGAGACCGGCAGGAGAAAGUCAGGCCUGAUCCAGAGAGGGGAAGACUCUGAUGACGACUAUGAGAAUGUUCAGCUACCAGACUCAGUCUUCAUUGACACGACAGAAACCAGCAGCGUAGAGAAGCUGUUUAAAGAGACAUCCUCAGCGCCCCACGAUGGACUGUAUGGAAUCAGAAACUCAGGCACUAAAACGAACAAGGUGCUCGUGGUAUGGGAUGUGAGUGUGGGGAAAGCCAGGAAUUACCGUCUGUUUGAAGAGGACAAGAGAGUGUUUCUGGACAUUGACGUAACCUUCCUGUCCCUGGAGGCGCUGGUCGAACACUACCAUACCCACCCUCUGCCUCACCACGGCUCCCUUUGUCUGCAGACACCUUACGGGGACUCACACCCCAGGUGACCCCUGACCCUCUGUCUGCAGACACCUUACGGGGACACACACCUGGUGACCUCCAACCCCUGACCCUCUGUCAGUCAUUUUAGCCUUCGGUGGAUUAAACCUCUCACCUCUUACCCUCUAACCUGGGGUCACUAGAAGACCUGGAGCUCAACAAGUAAACCAGCGGACUGGUUCCAUGUGGUUGUCUGGAGGACAGCUCCAGAAGGGGAGCGUCUGUUCCAGUGGGAUGUACUACUUCUGAUACUACUAGUAGUAGAACCAGGCAUACACGAGAGAGUUAUCCAAUCAGAAUACAGAAGGAAAGCACUGCCUGUCGUAGUAAGGAAUAUUUCCAAUGCUGACCUGAGACUAGGUCUUAUGGAGAAUGGGUGGAACACAGGAGCUCCUCUACAUAUAGUGAUGUGCUACAGUAUAAACUCACAGAUGAUUGGACCAAUAGCAGCACACAGAUCAAAUGGACCAAUAGCAGCACACAGUUUGAAUGAACCAAAAGCAGCUCAUGGAACAAAUGGACCAAUAGCAGCAAACAGAUCAAAUGGACCAAUAGCAAAUCAUGGAACAAAUGGACAAAUAGCAGCUCACAGAUUGAAUUGACCAAUAGGAGCUCAGAUUGAAUGGACCAAUAGAGCUCACAGAUUGAAUGGACAAAUAGCAGCACACAGAUUGAAUGGACCAAUAGCAGCUCAUGGAACAAAUGGACCAAUAGCAGCUCACAGAUAAAUGGAUAAAUAGGAGCUCACAGAUUGAAUGGACAAAUAGGAGCAGACAGAUUGAAUGGACCAAUAGCAGCUCACAUUUCCCUGAUCAGAUCAAACUUCACCAUAAUAUUUAUGUACCCCAUUUUAAAACACAACAAUCAUCUAUAAAUACAUAACAAUUAUCUAUGUUUUAGGCCUAAAAUAUGUUUUAAAAAAGUAACAAUCAAUUUCCAAUGGUAUACAAUACAACAUUAAAAAACCUAAAGCAUACAGUUCUAAAAUACAUUUCUAAUGGACGGACACGCGUACAGAAACAUUUGGAAAAAAGGCAUUUUCUAAACGACUCAAAUAGAACACAGAUCUAUCUUGGUUGCUUGGUUCCUUUAUAAUAAGCCAACGGGUAGACACUGUAGAUGUUGUACAGAGGUUGGCCACAAGAUGACGCCGUAACAACACUGUUUUAUCUGAGACGGGACGACCGUACAGAGAGACCAUUUUUUUCUUGUAUGUUUGCGCUGUGUUGGACUGGAAUAAAUCACAGGGCUGCGGUCACCUUUAGAGGACGCAAAUAUGACUUACAGAAGAUAUUGUGUUCACAUUGGGUACAUUCCAGUGCUCCACUUAAACAGGAAAUCGUGUUCAGAAAGUUAUAUUCUUACAGAAUGUAAAUGAAAUAUCAAUUAUAUUUAUUUAUGAUGUAAAUGUAAUGUAUCUAUCUGUAUUUACCAUUUCAAUAUUUUGUGUUUUGAUUGAGGCCAUAUACUGUAAAUAUAGUGUGCAUAUGAAAAAAACAUAAAUUCUCGAUUCAA
This is a messenger RNA of Gadus morhua (Atlantic cod), 2197 nucleotides long. RefSeq names its product SH3 domain-binding protein 2. The transcript has 6 exons. The coding region runs from base 193 to 690 and encodes 165 amino acids. Gene Ontology annotation, molecular function: SH3 domain binding. Lineage: Eukaryota; Metazoa; Chordata; Actinopteri; Gadiformes; Gadidae. The record is from RefSeq and is a predicted model, not a curated record. Gene Ontology annotation, biological process: signal transduction.